Messenger RNA from Zootoca vivipara (common lizard), 1000 nucleotides. It is a transcript of the gene MDP1, whose product is annotated as magnesium dependent phosphatase 1. NCBI's taxonomy places the organism in Eukaryota, Metazoa, Chordata, Lepidosauria, Squamata, Lacertidae. Gene Ontology annotation, molecular function: acid phosphatase activity. The record is from RefSeq and is a predicted model, not a curated record.
GCUCAAGUGAAAGAGGCAGCCUGUCAUUCAUCCGCCGCCGCUGCUGAUCUGCUUGUUCCUGGAGGGCCGGAUUCUGCAGCUCCCGUUGCUCCUCGCAGGAAGAAAGCGGGGGGCCUGAUUCGCAGCUCCACCGGCCCCUGAUUGCCUCCUUUUUUAAAAGAGAGAGAGAGAGAGAGAGAGAGAGAGAGAGAGAGAGAGAGAGAGAGAGAGAGAGAGAGAGAGGGGAUCAAAGUCUCUCUUUUUCUAGAGUGCAACACCUACUUAUCCCGUUUUUGCUUCCUGGAAAUAAAAAGGAGAUGAGCAAACGGCCGUCGCUGGUUGUGUUUGACUUGGAUUACACCCUAUGGCCCUUCUGGGUCGAUACCCAUGUGGACCCCCCCUUCCAGAAAAGCAGCGAUGGCUCAGUACAAGACCGCAACAGGAGACCCAUAAAAUUGUACCCCGAGGUUCCGGCUGUGCUGGAGCAGCUGCAAGCUGAAGGGAUCCCUAUGGCGGCUGCCUCACGGACAGGUGAGAUCCAAGGAGCUAAUCAGCUGUUGGAUCUCUUCGGCCUGAAGCGCUUCAUCCGCUACGCAGAGAUCUACCCGGGCAGCAAAGUCACCCACUUCCAGAAGCUGUCUCAACAAACCGGGGUUCCCUUUUCGCAGAUGCUCUUCUUUGACGACGAAAGCCGCAACAUUUACGACGUCAGCAAAUUAGGAGUCACGUGUAUCCUCGUCCCCAACGGCAUGAGCCUGUCCCUCUUGAAACAGGGCCUAGAAGCCUUCGCUCGCUCCUGAUUGCUGCCUGUGGCUAACGGAAACUGGACAUCCCAUUCUCUCUCGUCAUGUGUGGAGUGUGCUGGGGGAUUUUGACCCCGUGCAAUAAAUCCUCUGUGUGUUUCCCUGCCGUGCAUCGUUUUACACGCGUGUGAACAGUCUAGACUUACCUUAUAGGCACCUUGCCACGCUCCUGUUCACCGACAACUGAUCCACACCCCCUAAGAUGCAGAGCCAGCUGA